AUGGUCGCUCACGAUGAAGAAGCCGAUGCCUUGCUUGAGGAGUUUGAACUGCGAGAGGAGGUCAAGGUCCGAGAUGAUCGAACCCCGCCUUCAGUGUGUCGCACGUGCGGUUGGAGAUGGAUAACAGCUCUUAUCGUGGUCGCACUACUAUCGGCAAUCGGGGUCGUAGUGGUAUUGCAUGGUCCGUUAAGCAACCAGUUGAGCGAUGAUGCUACCAGUCAUCUUGGGUACCGACUCCAUCCUCAGAGUCAUGCAUCACGUCCCCCAACAACACAAUCUUUCAACUGGACUAUUACAGCUGGGACCAGAUCACCAGAUGGAGUUGAGAAAAGAGUGUACCUUGUCAACAAUGAGUUUCCAGGACCCCUCAUCGAGGCCCGGUCUGGUGACCGACUUGUAAUUCAUAUUCACAAUGGCGUUCAAGAUGAAGGUGUAUCUCUUCAUUGGCACGGCCUGCGCAUGAAAGACCAGAACAGUGUGGACGGUGCUGUUGGGUUUACACAAUGUCCUAUCGCUCCCGGUAGAAGUUUCACGUACAACUUCACCAUUGGCGCUGAAGAACAUGGGACCUUCUGGUGGCAUUCCCAUUCCGAUGUUCAACGUGCCGACGGCCUAUGGGGAGGUCUGAUCGUACACUCACCAGAUGAGAUUGAUUUGCAACGUGAAGAAUACUUACUCAUGGUCGGCGACUGGUUUCACCAGAAUCAAACGGAAGUACUACGCUGGUAUGCUGAUGCGAGUAGUCGAGGGAAUGAACCCGUCCCAGAUUCAUUGUUGGUCAAUGGUCAGGGACGCUUCAACUGCUCCAUGGCUGUUCCUGCGAGACCAGUUGCUUGCUCUCAGGUCCAGUUUAGUGACCUCAAGCCCCUCAUGAUGUCUAGGAGCCAGAAGAAGGCCAGACUUAGAGUUGUCAACACAGGCUCCGUCGCAGGCCUUUCCCUAAGAGCUGGUGGAGCAAUCAUUCGACCAGUUCGCGUGGAUGGAGGCUUCGCUGUCAAAGCUGAAGCUACUGAAACAGUUGGUAAUCUCUAUCCUGGUGAGAGAGUUGACCUCGAGGUUGAGUGGAAGGGGAACCACGCGGGAGACCAUCGGCUGACCGUUUAUCUUGAUGACGAAAACUUUGGCUAUCCCAACCCAGCACUUAACCCAACCCAAAGCUUCCCAAUGUUCAGCUCAAGCACAAAGGAAUCAUCCAAUGAACCUGUUCCUCAGCCUUUGGAACAAGAUGAGAUCCAAGUCCUUGACUCGCAUAAUCUCAAAGCCGCAACGAAGGUAUCGGACCUCCCAGCAAAGGCAGAACAGACUAUCCUGCUUUACGCUAAGGUUGAGAAGCUGGCGCACAUGGACUAUGCACCAGUCGGAUUCAUCAAUCAUACAUCCUGGACGCCACAAACUCCACCUUUACUGGCUCAAAACCGGACUUCAUGGGACGAGAACCAACUCAUCCCAUUUAUCGGGAUAUCAGACAGCAAACCGAAGAGAGUCGACAUCGUCAUCAACAACCUGGAUGAUGGCGCGCAUCCGUUUCAUCUUCAUGGACAUUCAUUCUACGUUCUAUCAUCAUACCGAAAUCCAGGUCGUGGGAGCUGGGGCAGUUAUAAUCCGUACACAGACGAGGCGCCACCGAACGGCUUGAAUCUUGAGUUUCCGGUGCGAAGGGAUACUUGGAAGCAAGCAAUGUCUGAAACGCCUGAGCCAACACGCCAAGCGUCGGCUGCUCCCGAGGCCCCAGCGACUACUGAAGCGUCUCCAGCUCCUGCAACUACCGAGUCAGCAGCCUCUCCACCCGCUGCCACGUCGGGUCCUAUUCUUGACCCGCAGCAUUGGGCGCAGGUCAAUGAGGAACAAGCACAAGCUGAGGCUGAGGGUGCGGGUGGUGACAAUGCAGAUGCUGACUCAACCCUUGACCCGGAUAACGCCUCAUCGACUGCUUCCAUCACCUCAAGCAUUCUAGAAUACAGAACUAUUCAUGGUCGCACCUAUCACAGCGAGCAGGGAAAUGCUCAAUAUUGGGCCUCCAACGACGAGCAGCAAAAUGAUUUGAUGGAUCUCACUCACCAUAUUCUUACCCUUGGUCUUGGAGAUAAACUUCACCUGGCUCCUCUCAAAGAAGAGAAGCUUCAUCAAGCUAUUGAUAUCGGUACCGGUACCGGUAUCUGGGCUAUUGAUUUCGCCGACCAAUACCCUGGCGCUGAGAUCAUCGGGACCGACCUCUCACCCAUCCAGCCCUCUUGGGUUCCUCCCAACGUCCAAUUUGAGAUUGAAGACUGUACCCGUGAAUGGACUUUCAAGUCUGACUUCGCCGAUUACAUCCACGUGAGAUGGCUGAUGGGCAGCGUACGAGACUGGGACGCCUUCUUCUCCGAAGCCUACAGAGUCUGCAAACCCGGCGCCUGGAUUGAAAGCCACGAAGCUUCCUGCAACGUAAGCAGCGAUGAUGGUACUGUCGCCCCUAACUCUGCUAUGGGCCACUGGGGUGAAUUCUUCAAAGAGGGCGGUAAGAAGAUUGGUACAAGCUUCAGUGUCGUUGAGGACGGUACUCAGCGCAAGGCUAUGGAAAAGGCCGGUUUUAUCAACAUCCAGGAAUUCGACUUCAGAAACCCUGUUGGCACCUGGCCCAAGGACCCUGUUGAGAAGCGCAUGGGUGCCUAUUCUAAGUAUGGUCUCGAGACAGAUAGCGAGGGCUUUAUUCUCUUUAUGGCGCAUACACUUGGAUGGACGAGAGAGGAGAUUCUUGUUUAUAUCGCCCAGUUCCGAAGAGAGAUUCGCUCUGGAAAGCAUCACGGAUACUUUGCUCAAAAGGUUGUUUGGGGACAGAAGCCCGAAACUACAGCUGCCUAGGCGGCAUGGACACCAAGCCUUCUCACGAUGCCUAAAAGACAAUUAUGACUAUCAAAAUGACAACAUUUAUAUAUAUAAAAGAAAUUCAAUCUUGAGCUGCCGUUUUUCAUAUGAG
This is a messenger RNA of Fusarium oxysporum Fo47, 2956 nucleotides long. RefSeq names its product multicopper oxidase-domain-containing protein. The coding region runs from base 1 to 2841 and encodes 946 amino acids. Gene Ontology annotation, molecular function: copper ion binding; oxidoreductase activity. The record is from RefSeq and is a predicted model, not a curated record. Lineage: Eukaryota; Fungi; Ascomycota; Sordariomycetes; Hypocreales; Nectriaceae. The transcript has 11 exons.